Messenger RNA from Xenia sp. Carnegie-2017, 1859 nucleotides. Its product is annotated as leucine-rich repeat-containing protein 73-like. NCBI's taxonomy places the organism in Eukaryota, Metazoa, Cnidaria, Anthozoa, Malacalcyonacea, Xeniidae. The record is from RefSeq and is a predicted model, not a curated record. Gene Ontology annotation, molecular function: protein binding.
UGUCCUUCUUGUAUUCAAUACCAUCACUAUCAAAAGAUAAACAAUUUAAAACUUGUUUUUAGGAAUAAUUUCUAUUUACAAUCCAACAGAUAAAAAAGGCAAACGAUGUCGGGAAUAAGAUGCUUUAGUCGCGUUGUCGGAGUGGAUAUUCGCGCUAACGUGAAAGUACAUUCUAGGAGUGUAAAUAAAGGAAUUCUACAGUUUGACAAAGCACAUUUAUCCAGCUCAUCAAUCCGUAAAUGGAUUUCCAAAGUUACCAGUUCAACAAAGAACAAACAAAUAUCUAAGUAUUCAUAUACAUCACCAAUUUCAUUAGGAUCUUUGUCAACCCUUCAACUUCUACUUUCUGAUGUUAUUGGGGGAUCAUCUUUUGAUAUAUGUGACUGUCUUAGCUCCAAUGAUGAGGAUGAUACUUGGUCCUAUCUAUGAAAAAUAAUUUUAUAAUGAAUUUUUUAUAAAAUGUUUCAAUAUUAUUUCCUUAUUGAGCAUUAAGGUGUAUUUAAAUGACGCAUUUUUUUGUCGCACGUAUUACCAUAUUUUCAAACACACAAUACUAUAUAUUUUUAGAUUUAGUUCUCUUUCCAAUUUCUUUGAAGCUGUGUUUACAAAAUGACUAAGAAAUAUUUCCAGACGACCAAUGACAGGUCGAAAACAUGCCACUUUUUUUCUGAAGAGCAGUUAAGACAAGCAAUAUGUUCUUUGUCCAUUAAUUUCCAAAAAUAUAAGCUUGCAAAAAGAUCGAACGUUCAAUAUAUAAAAAAACAGGAUUUGCCAAUUUCUUUAGACAAAAAUUAAUUUAGUCCUUUCGUUCAUGGAAAUUAGAAAUUCAAUGCACACCUGUUUCGUAUCCAUAGAAACUAGGUCUACAAAUCCAAGCACAGUUGAGGUUCACAAAACGUCGCAUUUCUCUAAUUCGUCCUUGCGGAAAUUCAAAAACAUUUUUAAAAAUGAUAGGAACGAUUCAGAUAGCGGGCGAAGACUUAAGCGAUGUAGAAGUGAACGACGUUUGUCAUUCCCUCAACAGUGACAGCGUUCGCCUGUUGUCGUUGAGAGGUUGUUCUAUGGAUGACGCCGAUUUCAAAAGAAUUUCUGAGUCCCUGAAGACAAAUGUUUCGUUAGCUCAGCUAAAUCUUAGUCUUGGAGUAUUAAAUAGCAAACAACGGAUUAAAUGGCUCUGUGAUUCAAUAAAACAUAACAAGAAUUUAUCAUCUUUACUACUACAUGGUAAUAACUUGAGUGAUGAUGGUGUAAAAUAUUUGGUCAAUGCUCUACAAUCCCAUCCCAAAAUAUCCACUUUAGAUGUUGGUGACUGCCAACUCACUGAUGAAGAUCUUCAACAGCUGUGCAUCCUACCACCAAGAGGAAAAACAUGUCUACACACCUUGACCUUAACUGGAAACAAAAAUAUUACUCAAAUGGGAUGGUCGUACCUUUCUAUUGCAAUAGCUGCCAGUUCACAGUUGCAAAAUCUCUACAUUGACUACAACAAAAUCGGGAAUUAUGGGGCAGUCUUAGCUGUUGCCAUUGCAGCAAGUAGAACUUUGGAAAAGCUAGACUUGGAAUGUUGUGACAUUACUGAGUCGGGUGCUGAACUACUUUUUAAUGUAGUGGCUAAUUAUCCAACAUCAUCACGGGAGAUCAACUUGGUAAAUAAUGACAUAAGUGAGGAAUUACAGGAACAGAUAAAGCAAUGCUUGAUUGAUGAGGUUUCAGAUGAAGAAAAUUAAUUUCCCUUGGGUUGACAUUCCCUUUGGAGUUUUCUUACUUGAUAAGAAUACAAUAUUUUUCCAAGUGUACAUCAAAUACUAUAUCUUGGAUUUUGUCUAAUUUUAAAAAUUCAACUUUCUCGGGGUCAUAAA